This is a messenger RNA of Gadus macrocephalus (Pacific cod), 5814 nucleotides long. RefSeq names its product ATP-binding cassette sub-family D member 2-like. Gene Ontology annotation, molecular function: ATP hydrolysis activity; ABC-type transporter activity; long-chain fatty acid transmembrane transporter activity. The coding region runs from base 1 to 2214 and encodes 737 amino acids. Gene Ontology annotation, cellular component: peroxisomal membrane. The record is from RefSeq and is a predicted model, not a curated record. NCBI's taxonomy places the organism in Eukaryota, Metazoa, Chordata, Actinopteri, Gadiformes, Gadidae. The transcript has 10 exons. Gene Ontology annotation, biological process: peroxisome organization; very long-chain fatty acid catabolic process; fatty acid beta-oxidation.
AUGUCCUAUAUCCUGGACGCGGCGUCUAAAGUGAAAUGGGACCGUACGACCGCCGCGAAACGAGCCGUGGUCCUGGCGGCCGCCGCCUACGGCAUCAGGACCCUGUAUCCCAUCAUCUGGAAACGUGUCUCGAGGCGGCAGGGCUGCAGGAACAACACGCAGAUCUCCAAGGUGGAGAACGGCUCAACGGCUCUGGUGGUGAAGUCCUUCGCGGAGCCCAAGAAGAAGCCCUCCCCGGAGCUGAACGCUCUGUUCUUCAAGCAGAUCCUGGACCUCCUCAAGAUCCUCUUCCCCAAACUCCUGUCAAAAGAGCUGGCCUUGCUGUCGUUACACUCCGUCGCGUUGAUCUCAAGGACGUUUCUGUCCAUAUUCGUGGCGAGUCUGGACGGGAAGAUCGUCAAGUCGAUCGUUGAGAAGAACCCGCAGAACUUCAUGCUGCAGCUGAUAAAGUGGCUGCUCAUCGCCAUCCCGGCCACCUUCGUCAACAGCGUGAUCCGCUACCUGGAGUGCAAGCUGGCGCUGGCGUUUCGCACGCGGCUGGUGGACCAUGCCUACCGGACCUACUUCACGGACCAGACCUACUACCGGGUCAGCCACAUGGACGGGCGGCUGGCCAACCCGGACCAGUCUCUCACCGAGGACGUCAUGAUGUUCUCCCAGUCCGUGGCGCAUCUCUACUCCAACCUCACCAAGCCCAUCCUGGACGUAGUCCUCACGUCCUACACGCUGAUCCAGACCGCCCGCUCCAGGGGGGCUAACGCCACGGCGCCCACUCUGCUGGCAGGCCUGGUGGUCUUCGCCACGGCCAAGGUGCUGCGCGCCUGCUCGCCAAAGUUCGGGAAGCUGGUGGCGGAGGAGGCGAACAGGAAGGGGUACCUGCGCUACGUGCACUCCAGGAUCAUCGCGAACGCCGAGGAGAUCGCUUUCUAUGCGGGACACAACGUGGAGAUGCGGCAGCUGCAGAAGUGCUACGCAGCUCUGGCCGACCAGAUGAACCUCAUCCUGUCCAAGCGGCUGUGGUACGUCAUGGUGGAGCAGUUCCUCAUGAAGUACGUGUGGAGCGCCGCCGGCCUGGUCAUGGUGGCAGUGCCCAUCAUCACCGCCACCGGAUUCGCCGACAUGGAAGUGGUUGACGGCCCGGUCCAGGUGAUGGUGAGCGAGCGCACGGAGGCGUUCACCACGGCCCGUAACCUGCUGGUGUCCGGCGCCGACGCCAUUGAGAGGAUCAUGUCCUCGUACAAGGAGGUGACGGAGCUGGCGGGCUACACGGCGCGUGUGCACAACAUGUUCCUGGUGUUUGGCGAGGUGCAGCGGGGCGUGUACAAGCGCUCCGAGGAGUCCACCACCGCCACCGGCGCCGAGAUGAAGAACCAGCCGUCGCUGCACAUCGAGGGCCCGAUGGAAAUCAAAGGUCACGUGAUUGACGUGGAUCAAGGGAUCGUGUGUGAGGACGUCCCCAUCAUCACCCCCAACGGAGACGUGGUCGUCUCCUGCCUCAACUUCAAGGUGGAGGAGGGCAUGCACCUGCUGAUCACCGGCCCUAACGGCUGUGGGAAGAGCUCUCUGUUCCGCAUCCUCAGUGGCCUCUGGCCCGUCUACGGGGGCGUGCUCUACAAACCCUCCCCCAAACACAUGUUCUACAUCCCCCAGAGGCCCUACAUGUCCAUCGGCUCCCUGCGGGACCAGGUCAUCUACCCGGACUCCGUGGAGGACAUGGAGGAGCGGGGGCUCAGGGACCCCCACCUCGAGGCCAUCCUGGACAUCGUCAACCUCAACCACAUCGUCACCCGGGAGGGAGGCUGGGACGCAGAGCUGGACUGGAAGGAUGUUCUCUCAGGAGGAGAGAAGCAGAGGAUGGGCAUGGCCCGCAUGUUCUACCACAGGCCAAAGUACGCACUCCUGGAUGAGUGCACCAGCGCAGUCAGCAUCGACGUGGAGGGGAAGAUCUUCCAGGCCGCCAAGGAUUCUGGCAUCUCCCUGCUGUCCAUCACACACAGACCCUCUCUCUGGAAGUACCACACCCACCUGCUGCAGUUUGACGGCGAGGGGGGCUGGCGCUUCGAGCAGCUGGACACGGCCACGCGCCUCACCCUCACGGAGGAGAAGCAGCGGCUGGAGUCCCAGCUCGCCGGGAUACCCAAGAUGCAACACCGGCUGGACGAGCUCUGCAACAUCCUGGGAGAGGACUCGGUGCUGAAGACCGCCCGCGAGUGACCGCCCGCGAGUCCAUCCCUCCUCGUCCUCCUCCUACAUCCCUACUCCUCCAUCUCUCUCUCUCUCUCCCUCCCUCCUCCUCCUCCUCCUCCAUCCCUCUCUCUCUCACCUUCUCUCAUCCUCUGCUCCUCCAUCCCUCUCUCUCUCACCUUCUCUCAUCCUCUGCUCCUCCAUCCCUCUCUCUCUCUCACCUUCUCUCAUCCUCUGCUCCUCCAUCCCUCUCUCUCUCACCUUCUCUCAUCCUCUGCUCCUCCAUCCCUCUCUCUCUCACCUUCUCUCAUCCUCUGCUCCUCCAUUCAUCCCUCUCUUUCUCCUUCUCUUAUCCUCUCCAUCCAGUAUUACCCUGUCACGUUUUGCUGUGUUUUUCCUGUUUUUUGUUUCUCUUUUUUAACACCGUUUAGGUUUUUAAAGUACGAAAUAUUUAAUCUAGGAUCCACAAAUGUUUAUUGUCCGUUUUUAGCACUUUAGGUUUAUUUUACCGUCCCCUUGUGGGGCUUGUUCAGGAUGGAUGGAACACAGGCUGAGUUUGGCAGGAAGCUAUGGAAGUUUAGCAGGAAGUUGAUGCUGAGUCAAGCAGGAAGUUGUUCUCAUCCACCAUUCGACAGCCUCCAAAACAGUAUUUGUCGGCGUCGAUGUGAGGGUUUCAGGCCGGUGGAUUUAACACGUCUAUUAGGAAUGGGAUUUAGAAUUUCUGAGAGCAUUUCUUUUCCAAGUGCCUGGUGUCCCCGCGGUAGCCAACGUGUCUGUGCGAUCCUAGGUGAUAGACACAGGGAACGACCUUUGACUUAUGAGAGUCAUUGGGUCGUCUGUUUAGUCCAGUUCCUCGUCGACGUCUGAAGCGCCUCACUUUCAGUAGAUGGGAUACACUCGCCCAGAACAAGUUUUUUAUUUUAAUCAACAGCCAUAUUCGAUUUAUAUAUAUACUUUAUUUUGUGUAUGAUUGGUUAUUUUAAAUCUUGAAUACCAGUUCUCGAAAGCAUACUAAAUCGACAGCAAAUCUUCACCCAGUGGAGAGCUGUACAAUCCAAUCCUUAAUCCUGAUUGGUCAAUUGACGUGCUUCGUUUGACCUUCAACCUGUUGGCUGAUGUUAUGAACCAUUUUUUUUAAAACUUUAAAUAUGACAUGUGGUGUUUUUUGUUGACAUGCAGGUGGCAGUUUUACCAUCGUCAGUGGGAGUAGAUUAAAUCAAAUGGAUUAAAUCCUAUAAAUACGAUUUGCGUUUCCAUGUUGGCACAAACGGUUGGUGACAGAAACAGGAAGAGAGUGUGUGGAGAAGUUCAGUCUCCUCGUUGUUCAGGAAGGAGGCGCCACUGAGCUGGCAACAGCAGGCAGCCAUUUUAGGUCUGUUGUUGUGAGGCUGUUUAUUUCCGGUUUGUUGAACGAACACAACAAGCUGAGAGGGGCCGCUUUCUUUUUAGGGAGACGGCAAGAUGGCCACUUUGUCUGUGAUUUUCUGUCGGUCUCUUUUACCUUCUCACUAGCACUACACAAAUAUUGAUAGGAUAACUGCUGUAGGGACACACACACACACACACACACACACACACACACACACACACACACACACACACACACACACACACACACACACACACACCUGCUGCUACGUUCUCCGUAUUGACAAUGAAACCCUUAUUGGUCCAUCUGACUGUCUAACUGUCUGAUCCCAGCUGUUUUUGAUAUUUUUGUUGUUUGGUUCAACUAGGAUAAAAUCCCUACCACACAUCGCUGGAUAUAGAGAUAUAGGAUAUAUAUUGUGUGGUAUAAAUUGUGUCUUGUCCUCCCUCCUUCAAUACCCGUGUUUAUUUGUGAACAAAGGUCAAAGGUCAGGGGGGACUGGCGAGGUAUCUUUGCUCAGCGUCACUUGGGCAGAGGCUGUAGCGGAAGGCCUUGGGUUGAAGGAGAGUUUAGUUUGAUGUUGACGUUGUCAACCUGUUUUCCUACCAGCUGUCCUGAGAUCUGUGGUCAGAACCACACCUUGUUUUUUUCGGUCACACAUUUCAAUUGGUUUCUCGGCUUUUAGGUAACUGGGAGCUGUCGCACAUGUGUAUGUGUGUGCUUAACCCUCACAAUCUGUGGUUGUUUCCAGUGCAGAGGGUGCGUGUGAUAUAGGCGAGUAUCGCUUCAUCCGUGUGUUUAUGAAUUAAUGGGUCUGCAGCAUUGAACUGUGUUUCUGCAGAUGAGUCUUCAUGAAAGGAUCGUGGACUUCCCCCUCUUAGUUUAACGAUUUAUGAAUAGCAGUGUCUCUGCUUCCUAUUGGUCGAGCCUUGUGAUUGUUUGAAGUACAUUUCAUAGACUGAAUGAUGACCUGUUUACGACGUGUUUUAAAGUACUGUGGUUAGACUUGUGCAGUGUCAUAAUCACCGAUAACCAAUCAAAACGAACGUGCAAGGGUUCCAUCACUCUGAUUUCAAACUCUGUUAGCUUUGGCUAUCAGAGCCUGAGGAUGUGAUGGACACAACCAUCACAGCCUGUGGGGUCGGUGGACCGAACCAUCACAGCCAGAGGGUCCAGUGGACUGAACCAUUUGAACACCACUGAUUUACAAAGUUCCACAACCACUAGCACAAUCUGAGUGAUAAUUAUAUAAGACAAUUAAUUAUAUGGUCUCUUUUUGCCUUGUUUUUAUUCUUUUUUUUUUUGUCCUAAAUGUGAAAGUAAAUGUGGGAAUAAAUCAAUAAACCUAAAAUAGAACUCAUGAUGGAGGGUCUUGUAGAGAGACAUUUAACAGUUUGAACCCACUAGCCUUGGGUUUGAGCUGAGACAUGAAUGUUGAUCUAGUUUGAAUCAAUAGGCUGAUUUCUGUGGGAACAUGUUGAAUCUGUGGUGAGAAUCCAGAUGGGUAGAUGACCACAUCUGGCCAACAUAGGAGAGGCCAGGCCCACACCGGGUAUCCGUGAACUUGGAAGUCAUUAUCGCGGUUCCAUGACCACUGAGCUCUGGGUAUUUCUGACUGAGACUCAUUGCCAAUAAACAUUUUUAAUUUUCUAAUUAAUCGGUUGAAGAAUAAAAAGCUGGAUCUGAUUUUCUUUCUAACCUGUGCUUGGUCCUUGAAGUGGUUAGAGGGUUGGAUUCACAAUAAUUCAUUAAUCCAGUGAACUGAUUAAAAACAUGUCUGUAUAUUUUUCUACUUUUAGAGGUUGAUAUCGAUUCUCUUUUAAUCUAGCUGUUAGUAUGUUUUUGUUUUUGUUUAAUCGGUUUCUAGAGAAAUUCAAUCCAAGCGACGAUAAUGUAAGAUAUUGUUGCGGUCACUGGCCUACGUUUACCAUGACGUCCUUACUAACGAAUAUUGAUACCAAUGUCAGUUUCAUAAGUAAGAGAUCGAAUGUAUCCGAUGUGUACAUUAAACCUUAUUAACUGAGGUUUAGUUUCAUUUUCUAUGACUUUAUUAACAAUGCAUGUUUUCUUUUGUACGUAUGAGCGGUACAAAUUAUAUAUUGUGUGUGUGUGUGGAUGAGAUUAUAUAUUAGGAAAUGCUGGCAGGUUGAUGAAAGAGUAACAUGGUAUUAUAGUCUUGAGAGAGUGUAAUAGACUAAAAUUAAAAACACAAAAAUAUGGAAAUGUAAUUUUUGGCUAACUUGAAUUAAAGACAUAAAAUU